Messenger RNA from Pezoporus flaviventris, 2588 nucleotides. It is a transcript of the gene SMIM45, whose product is annotated as small integral membrane protein 45. The coding region runs from base 559 to 765 and encodes 68 amino acids. The transcript is spliced from 3 exons. Lineage: Eukaryota; Metazoa; Chordata; Aves; Psittaciformes; Psittacidae. The record is from RefSeq and is a predicted model, not a curated record.
CUCCCGUGGCUCCCUCCCGGGUACCAUGUGCGGGUGAGCUCGGGAAGCCCGUUGCCAUAACGACGGCUGCUAAAAUCCUCCCGCCGCCUCCAGCUCUCCCCUACGCGGGGAUGCAAUUGGUGCAGACGCUCCCUCCUUCGGGGGCUGAGGCCGGCGGAGGGUGCCCUGGAGAGGCUGGAGGGGGGCUGUAGCUGCCGGGGAGGCGAUGGGGGAAGCCCGCAGGAGCCGCGGUGGGAAAUGAGGCUGCGUGUCACCCCUGCACGCCCCCGCCAUCCCUCCUUCCCUCCCUCAUUCCCUCCUGGCUUCCCUCCUUCCCUCCCGCCCUUCGCGUAUCGCCUCUCUCUGUCGCCUUCCUCUCCCGGAGCGGGGUCCCUUCUCCCUGGCACUGCCAGCUGGGGAAAGAGCCCGACUCAUCCCGACCGGCCCGGCUGAUGCCGGAGGGAGCAGCCUCACCCCGUCUCCCUGCGGCCGUGGAAGGAGGGCAGCACUGCUGCAGACUCGGCACCUCAUUCCUGGGUGGCAAGGGGUUCCUGGCAAGACAGAUCGGCUGCCCCUGCCAUGCCCCACUUCUUGGAUUGGUUUGUGCCGGUGUAUCUGAUGAUCUCUAUUCUCAUCCUGGUGGGCUUUGGAGCUUGCAUUUACUACUUUGAGCCAGGACUCCAGGAAGCCCAUAAGUGGCGAACUCAGAGGCCGAUAAUGGAACGAGACCUUCGGAAGACACUGAUGAUUCGGGACAACCUGGCCUUCGGGGUGCCCGAGGUCUGACACGCUGCCCAUCCAGUCCAGAAGAGCCUCUCCUGCAUGGACAGCAGUCUGCAAGCCUCAGCACGGAUGACAGGCUGGCCCUGUGCAAGCUGUGCUGAUAGCAGCUUUGCUCUUUGCUGGUCUGAGUUUUGUACUCACCACUCACCUUUCUGCCCCUUUGUUUCUUAGGCAAGGUUUGUGUGGCACUGUAGGCUCAGGGCUUCCCACAUGCUCAUAGCCCUCACCCAGCCAAGGACUUCUGCUCCUUCCCAUGGCCAAGACUGGUGAAUGACUCAAAUGAAAGGUCCCUUGGUAAUCACACCUUCUCCCUCCCUGCCAGCCCAGCCAGUGCAAUGCCCAGUGUGUACAGGCAGGUUUGGGAGAGCUCUGAACCUGUGGCAGCAGGUUGUCUCAAAAGCCUCUCAUCACCUCUCCUACUACCCCAACACCCACCCUUUGGAUGCAGUGGGUGCAGCAGUGAGUACCCUGGACAUGCAGGGCCCUGUGUGCCCCACUCCUAAUGUCCCAGGGGAUGUCAGACAAUGCCACCACCACAUCUGCGUGAGUCUGUGCAUCCCAUGCCGCCUCAUGAACCUGCCAGUAGCAGAGUGACCCACAUCCCCAGGGUGCUGUCUCUGUUUAGUCCCUGAUGGCUGCUUUGGGCAGCAGGAGUCCCUCAAGCCAGCUGCCUGAAUCUGCCAUGUGUCCUAGACGGGCUCAUGUCACUCAGUCUCUCCUGUGAACCCGUCAAUGGAAGCUUUCUCUUCUAUUCCCAAAGAAAGGAGGAGGGUGUCCUGGGCUGGUUUGAGUGAGUGAUGGUCCGUGGGUAAUUCUCUGGGGAUGAAAAUUAAUUUCUAGCUCUAUGGUUUCUGGCUGAGGAAGGAAUGGGUCAGAACAUCCUGCAAAUAUUCUUGAGUCUUUCUGGGACAUUUCAUCCCUCAUUAAGUCCUUACAUUCAGCCAAAAAACAGAGAUGUGAGUACCCUAACUGGGGAGUCUUGCUCUGCAGGGAGAUGCAGUGAGUGAGAUUACUCCUGUGCCCAAAGUAAUGCUUGCCCUGGCAAGCAAUUGCUCAAAGUGCAGGUGCAGCCUGAAACAGGUAAAUCCCAUGUAUUUUUGUGCCUUGGUGACUUGAGCUGUGAAAGGGAAAUGCCGUGGGGCUGGGCUGCAUGGUCUGCAUGGCUCACAUCCCCUGCCCUCUGGCACAACACAGCCAUAUCUCCAAGUGCCAGCUUGGAAACCUUCUUCCUCGCCUCCACUCCCUUGCAGCUGGGGCUGCACUGAGCACGGACCCCAGCUGAGACAUGGUGUAGCAAUAAAACACUCUGUACUGGAGCUGAGGGGCUUGGAGUCACCAGGGACAGGUUACACCGUCCCUGUGGGAAGGGGGGUCUGGUCUCUGGGGCCUGCGCCAGUGCAGACUGCUCUGCCAUCGCACCUUCUCCAAACCUGCUUUCACCCGCUGAGGGGGAAGAGAAGCGGGAAAAGCCACCAGCCCGGUAAAACCGAAGGGCUGGGUCUGCUGCUGCUGCCCUCACCCGGCCGGCAUCCGUGGUGUGGUGGGGCUCCCCUGCGCCCUCCUCUGCGCCCUCCUCUGAGUGCUGUCCUGCCUGUUCUCACCUCCGCUCUGCUCAUGACUUGCUAUAGAAACCAAGCAAAAAGAAGACAACAAACAGGUCAGGGCUGGACUAGAGAGAAGCUGGUUGUUCACCUCCUCUGGCUUGUCUCGCGCUGUCAGUCCUAAUGCAGCCAGUAUUAAGCCAGGUAUUUUCCAUGUGUAUGAAGGACUUUAUUGCCAGCGGUGUCAAAGCCCUCCCCAGUGGAAUAAAAUUAUGUGACAAAAUG